GUUGAAACUAUAUUGAAGAAUAAGUCUCUACCUCAUUUGCCUCUUCUGGUUUGUUGAGCUUGAAAAAUUAAAUCUCAUUUAAAUCAGAGGAGAAUAAUACAAAAAUGAAAAUGCCAGUAGUUUCAGAAAUAUGGAAGGCUAAAUUAGAUAAGCCAUUCAAUGCCAUGGCACUGGCGGUAAUCUUUAGGUAAGUUAACUGUUAAGUACUUACACUUACUUAGUUACUUAGUUAACUUACUUAGUUAACUUAGUGUUACUACUAAGACUCUUGUAAGUCUAAACUCAAAACUAAGUAAGUAGUAAUAUAAGUCUUAAGUAGCCUACCUAAGUUACUACUUAAGUGUACUUUUGAUUAGUCUUAGGCCUAGGCUCUUACUCUUACUCUUAGCAAAUUAAUUUAAAUUUAAGUAAUUAUUACUAAGUUAAAAGUAAGGUAGACAGGCCUAAAUUUAAAUUGAAAUAAAAAUUUAACAGUUGCAGUUAAAUAAGCCUAGGCCAAGUUAUUAUUUUAAAUAAAAAAUUAGGUCUGAGUUGCUAUUCUUGUUCAUAAUAGUAGUACAUACAAUAGUAUGUAGUUAUAUAUUUUAAAAUAAACAGAAACUGGUCCCUCUCCCGGACUCCCCCAUGGACAACGACGAGGCCAUGACAGACAGUUUCGGCUCAUAACAGCAAGAAAAAGAACACAGUACAGGAACUGCUCAUUCCUGUCAAAGUCAAAGACAGUCAGCGAAGUAGCUAUUCGUAUCCGGGUACCAGAAGUGAGAGGUUGGGAUUAAAAAAACUAUUUAAAAUAUUGUUGGGUUUGUAAGACAAAAUGAGAUAUCAAAAUGGCCCCGGACACGCAGCGCCGCCAUUCGCACCCGGGUCCCAUUAGACCAAUGCUAUUCAGAUGUCAUUUGUGGUAGUUUAUUUUAGUUAAACUGAAGAAGUAAGUUUACAAACAUAUAGUCCAUUCAAUUAUCUUUCAUUUGAUACCUUAUUUUGUCUUAUAAACCCAACAAUAAUAUUUUAAAUAGUUUUUUUUAAUACCAACCUCUUACUUCUGUUACCCGGAUACAAAUAGUCGCAGCCGACAAUCAGGGACUGGAACAAGGCUUCCAAAAAGAACAGUUCAAGCGACAAUCCUUGACACAUUUGCGUCUACUCCCUCAGUCUUACCCUCGCUGUGUAGCCUACUUUGCAACCAGUGAAAUAUCCUCUUCAAUACCAGGCACAAAAACAUUGCGAAUCCCCUCUACGUACAUAGGAGCCAGAAUGAUCAAUACAUUGAAUUGAUCAUAGGCCCUUAAUAUUUAGAAGAAGAAGUAAUAGUAAUAGUAACGUUUAGUAUAAGUAUAGCAUUCUUACUACUAAUUUUUCUUCUUAUGCCUUUUAACCCCGUUUGGGGCAUAGGCAGUCCACAAGAAUUUUCCAUUCAUCGCGGUCCUGUGCUUUCCUUUCCAGUUGCUUCCAGGUGUAUCCCAUACUUUUUUGCGUGUCUGCCUCUAGCUCACAUCUCCAGGUAUUCUUUGGCCUUCCUUUCUUUCUUUUUCCCUGUAGAUUCCAUGUUAAGGAUUGUCUGAUGGUAUCUGGGGGUUUUCAGAGAGUAUGCCCUAUCCACCUCCAUCAAUGGGCACCUGGUAUGUCCUUUCUAGUGAAUCUUUGUUGGUGAUAGAUAGGGAAGCAAAUAAAUUUUUAUAUAUUUUGGUCCUAAUUUUGAGAGAAAGAAUUGGCCCUGAUCUUAAGUAUCUGUGAUGAAGAGGCAGUAAUGUAUUCUCCAAAAUUGUAUUAGAUUUUAAAUGCAUAUAGCUUCAAAUAGUUCUUCAAGUGAAUUUAGUUUUAUUUUAGUGAUAUUAUUUUCUUGAUAAGUCUAUUUAAUUAGUGUUGGGUGAACAACCAUGAAUUCCCUCACCAGCAGGUAAGAAAAGAAGAGUCUUUGGUUAACUUUUUUAUAUAGAAUUAAGCCAUGUAAUUUCAUGAUUCCCCCUCUGGAAAUCGACAAUCAUUUUUUCAACUAUGUUGCGGUAUAAAAUUUCCCCUUUUGAUAUUAAGCCAAUGAUGGUGGUAUCAUCAGCAAAUUUAAUGAUUUAUAACUGUGUUGCUUGGGCUCUGGAUAUCAUUGAUAUAUAUUGUAUACAGGACAGCUGGAAAAACAUAACCUUGUGGUACUCCGGCACUGAUUUCUCUUGUUCAUGAUAAUUGACCAUUUACUUUGACAUAUAGCUGCCGAUUCGUUAAAAAGUCAAAAUCCAUGCCUGAAUAUUAACAAAGAGUUGGUAGGAAAAUAAAUAGAGUAAAAUAUAAGAAACAAAAAAAAUAAAUGGUAAUUGAAUGUAAAGAAACAAAAAGUUUUAAAAGACUAAAGAAAAAGACAUUCUUCCAUGUGGUGCGAUGAUUUGGAACUUGUGUAUCAAUAAUAGUUGUUUUUUUUCCCCAACCCCACUCUUCUUGUGUGCUGGUGGAGUGAAAAAUAUUUUGUAAUGGACACAUCCUUUGACACUUUGUGAUCAAGUGAGACAGAAAUUUGAUUUUCUUGAUCAAUUUUGCAAAGGUGCUGGCCAUAGCUUUCCAAUAGUCACUGUCCAGUUUUGCUGAUUUAACACAUUUAACAAAUAAUGAUGUAAAUGACAUUGCAGCAAGUACUGGAGAAACAAUCUUAUAUCAGAAAUAAACUCUUAGAGGGUGUUAAAAAUGACAUCACUUGUCUAAGAGGGUAGGUCUUGAAUUUUUGCCGAUGCAUGAUAGGAGAGUUUAAUUUGUGAGGGGGGUAAAAAAUCAGCCAGAGUAAUUUGAUGUCAUUUAUGGAGGGCCCCUUAGGAAAUUAAUCUGUUGAGGUAAGAUGACUUAAGGGCAAGUCUUACAAUGGCUAAAUUCAAAUGACUUUGUCCUAAAGUGGGAAGGUGAUGGCUCAAAGAUGGCUAUGACAAUGAAGAUUGCAUAAAUUGUUAUCUUUUCAAAACACCAAAUCAGUGGGGAUGGAAAAAUGUUUUGUGCAUCAGGGUCAGCAAGGAGAAUGACCUAAUUUAUUUUUUUAAAUCUGUUUGGCUGUGAGAAUAUGGAGAGGUUAGUUUAUAAUAAAUUUAGUUCUGUCAAUAUUGUCACUCACAUUGGACUAAUCAUUCAGCAUUUGUGAUACUUUUUAUUGGUUCAACCAGCACCCACUUUGUGGCCCGCGAAGUAACGAAAUAUUCUUUAUUCUUAUUAUUUUCUUAAUAGUUUUUCCCCCUGUUCUAUUUUCUUUUGGCCCCCACAAGUCUCUCUUAUUUUCUUGUGGCCCGCACAAGUUUUUCAUAAAGCAUUACGGCCCACCUUACAUUUUGAGUUAUGCAGGCCUGUUGUAAGAUAUAUUAUUGAAUAUACAUUAAGCAUAUAUAUUAAAUCAUAAAGUUUAUCAUUGUUUUAUUUAUAGAUCCAGUGGGUUGAGCUUCAUAGUAGGCUGUGAGGAUGGCAUGGUUAGAAUAUAUGAUCUCUCAGCAAAGCAUCUCGAUGAGAAACCAAAGGUAUUUUAUAGACAUAUUCUUUUCUUUUGCUGUCUUAGCAGCAACCCCUAAGGUUGAGUUCAUUUUAUAUUCUAUUUUAUCAUGACAUUCUUUACUUUGCUUUUUAUCUAUUUUUUGUAAAGUGGGGUGGGGAUGUAAAAUGUAUAAGUAGAAUAUUAGUUUUUCCUUAAAAGACAAUGGCAAUGACUACUUUAUUAAAUUAUUUACUCUUAGUAUACUAAUGAAAUAUGGAUAUAUAAAAGUGAAAAUUUGUGGGUUUGUUUGUUCCACAAAGGCUUUUACAUGGAUUGAUGGAUCUUGACCAAACUUUGCACAUAUAUUAUCAUAUAUCCAUCAUUAUCCAGAAUAAAAUAAUUAUGAACUUUUUAUAACAUUCCGUUUGGGGCCAGGGGCCCUGAAUUCAUUUUUUUUAUAUGAGCUAUAUAAAUAAAAUUAACAACAAAUACUCCUACAUGAAUAGUUAAAUCUUGACCAAACUCAGUACACAUACACUUGAUUAUCCAUAUUCAAAUACCGAAGGGUACUGAAUUCAUAAUAUCCAUUCCCAUGAGGUCUGGGGCCCCAUUUCAUUUUUCCUUAUAUAAGCAAUAUAAAUAUCAUAUAUGGCAUCCUUCCGUCUUUGCGUGACGAUGGAGUAGCUAUAUUGGCAUACACUUCAACAAUUGGCUCACUAGGCCAAUCCUGGAAUGACAAUCUCGACUGCAUUUCACACAGGAGAAUAUUGAUUCCUGGUAAGAUUUGGCCUUCCGUACUGUUCUAUUUGUUGCAAGGGCUUCGUUUCGGGCAUCUUCUGACUUUUUUACUCCUUCAUACACUACUGUUCGCCAUUUGUGGAUAUAAAUAUCAGUAGGCUUAGUAAAAACUAUAAGUUUUUUGCGAAUUGAUGAAUCUAGUCCUAGGUUGGUAGCAAACACUUCCAUACUGAAAUAUUGGUGGAUUUAAAAUGAAUACUAUCCAAUUUGAAAACGAGAUCCCAUCAGGAUUGGGAUCUCAAUGGGGUCGGGAUCUCAAUUGGGGUUGGGAUCCCGAUUGAGAUCCCAAUGGCCUCCGGAUUCCAAUGAGAAUGGGAUGCCAUCGGGAUGUGGAAUCCCAUUUGUAAAAGGGAUCCCAUCGGGAUCAGGAUCCCAAUAAGAACGGGAUCCCAUUGGAAAUGGGAUCCCAUCACGAUCUCAAUUAGGUCUGUAUCCUAUAGGGUUUGGGAUCAUCCUCUUGGAAAAGGGAUCGGGAUCCCAUCAGGAUCAGGAUAUCGACAGGAUAAGGAUACCAAUGGGAUCGGGAGGCAGUCCCGGGCAACUCCGGGUAUAUUGGCUAGUAACUUCAAUAAAGCUGUGACAUAUUAAAUUGAGAAAUCCUCCAGGGUAAAAGUAUGGUAGUUUUUCUUUAAUAUUAAGUUGGGGGGUUUACCCCCCCAAAAUGCUUCAUUGAAAUUGUAUGACUUUAUUUUACCCUUUUUUAAAAAUGAUUGCUGAAACUUUCACGACCAGUAUGUUUAGCCAUUCUAUUAUUUCUUUGUAUACUGUGACAAUACUGUUUUCCCAGACAGUUUUGGAAACAAAAAGUGGUCCAAUUCAGUGCUUGACGGUUCAUGAUGUCACAAGAUUUUAUCACAAUGAUCUGAUAGUUGGUGACUCCUGUGGAAUGUUGACAGUUUUUUGCAAUCGUCAAAUUUUGUCUCGGCAGUCCUUAUCUUCAGAUAGUAUUAUAUGUUCCACAGUCGUGGAAGACAAUGGUAGGAUUUCAGUUUAUUCAUUUAUUUAUUAUUAUAAAUUAUUGCAGUUCAAAUGGAUCAUUCAAUAUUCUUUGUGAUUGAAGUUUUGAAGAUAGAUUUGGUUUAUUGUGACCUGCUUAAAACUUGAAUAAUUUUGUAUAUAUACAUUUUUCUAGGAGGGAGUCCGGUUAUUGUUUGCUCCAAUGACUCUGGUGUUAUAACAGGAGUUCAACCAACUGAGGAACUAUGGAGAAUUGAUUUAAAUAGUUUAUCAAAUAAAGUAGGUUUUUUUUUAAAAUUAGAAUCACCUUUUACAUUUAUCUCUGAAUAAAUAUUUAUGUAUAAUUUGUAAUAUAAUAUUUAAUGUCCAGAAUUAUUUUAAAAUUACUUUUUGUUAGAAGAUACUGUUUCUAAUGAACUUUUCAAAUGAUAUUUACAGAAUCCAUCUUCAAUCGUGAAAAUAACCUGCCUUUUAGCAAUACACAUAACGGAUGCAACAGGAAACAAGAGGCAGUAUUUACUGGUGGCUGAUAAUGCCAAGAGAAUCCAUGUCAUUAGCAAUGGAACUCUUGUCUCUUCUCUCAACGCCCCAACAAAUAUAACAGCAGUGAGUCUUUUUGUUGAGCUGAUGAUCUCUUGCCCUUAUUUGCUACUUAUUUUACAUGAGUUUUUUCUUUUGUUGACACUUUUCUUUUGGUCUAUCUUAUCUUAGGUUAUUUACGUUACGCAUAUUCCACUCUAAUGGGUUCUUUCAAAAUAAAUAUUCAUUUACUACUAUAUUCCACUCUAAUGGGUUCUUUCAAAAUAAAUAUUCAUUUACUACUAUAUUCCACUCUAAUGGGUUCUUUCAAAAUAAAUAUUCAUUUACUACUAUAUUCCACUCUAAUGGGUUCUUUCAAAAUAAAUAUUCAUUUACUACUAUAUUCCACUCUAAUGGGUUCUUUCAAAAUAAAUAUUCAUUUACUACUAUAUUCCACUCUAAUGGGUUCUUUCAAAAUAAAUAUUCAUUUACUACUAUAUUCCACUCUAAUGGGUUCUUUCAAAAUAAAUAUUCAUUUACUACUAUUGCUUCUAUAAAUAGAUCUUUAUGACAUUACUAUUUUGCCAUAUUCAGAUGACACAAGGGCGAUUUAUACCAGCGAACAAACUUAGUCUACCAUCUGGUCAGUCUUUGUCUUCAGAUGCAGAACAAGUAGCUCUAGGCUCAAGCAGUGGCUCUGUCUAUAUCCUGCACAACUUAAAUGUAAGCUAUUAUGUGUAACUUACAGAUUAUUAGCGUCCUUUGUCAUAAUAUAUGGGGUUUCAUUAAUUUCAUAAUUAUUUCUAGUUUUUGCAUCUUCAUCAUAAUCCUGAUCCAGAGCCAUUUUGCCAGGUGUCCUAAUGUUAAUUAUAUAAAACUUAAAGAAAACAGAUUAUUAAGCCUCUUCCUACUACAAACCAACUGACAGCCAUAGUUACUAAUAGUGUUCAUCUUCCCACCCCAGAUCAUUCAAAGACUCCAUAACCUUUUCCCAGCUUUAUAAGCUACGUCACCUCUGCCUGUCAGAUGAACAUGUUUUAGAUAGGACAAAUGAAAUGAUGGACUUCUUCCACUCCAGAUCUUAUCCCUAGAGUGCCCUUUUUUUAAAACUCAGUCUUAUGAGUACAAUCACAGUUAAUGAGACUUCUAAAUGUUCUUUAAACAAAAAUGAGGGUCGAACAAAACUCAUUCCUUACCUACCACCCUCACAAUGUGAUUGCCAAAAAAAUAUUGUAGAAAAAUUGUCAUAAACGCUUUGCAGAUUCUGACACAAAUAGAGUGUUCUCAGCUCCUCCAUUUAUUGUCUGCAGAAGAGAUAAAAAUUUAUGUGACCUCACUGUUCAGUCGCCUUCAAGCUGACCCUUUUCACUAAACCGUGUUCAAGAAGCUGUGGUAGGACUUGCCCUCAUGUUCUGGAAACUAAACACAUUUGCUUCCCUAAGGGACCUUUGCAAUCAAACAGGGCUUUACGUGAAUAUUAAUUGAUAUGUGAUUGUUUGCCAAAAAUGCCGCUUCUGUUAUAAAGGUGAGACAGGAAGAAGGCCAUCUGAUAGGUUGGUUCAGGGAACAUCUUCGGGAUAUUGAACAAAACAAGCCAUCGCCGGUCUUAUCCCAAUUCAAUGAAGGUGAACACAAGGGCACAUGAGUUGUAUCCAUCACUGUUUUAAUUUCUUGCACCAAUAUACCAGCGAGAGUAAAGAAUGAAAAAAAAUUAAUUCAGAUUUUCUGCACCAUAUCACCAAAUGGAAUGAAAUAAAUACUGACUUACUAGGGAUCCUUCAUUUCCCUCCAUUUCUAUUCUUAAUUUUUGAUGUUUAAAAUUUUACCAUAAAGAUGCUUAAAUUCUUUAACCUUGAUAGUACACACCACAGAAUAAUGUGGGGUGCACUUUUUGGUUUUGAACAACUCAACUUCUGUUUCUAACAAUAACAUAGAGCACUUCCUGCUCUAAACAAUGAGCUACAUUGACUUUACUUAGAACUUUGAAAACAUAUUUUAUUUUUUAUUUAAAAUUUACCUGCUAUUUAUUAUCGUAUCCGGAAAUUUGAUCCAAAGAAAUUUCGUUGACGGAAAUUUGGUCGAAUCUUCUUUUCAAUUUUUACGUUACAAUUUCGCAUCAAAUUUCUUUUUGAACGAAUUAUUUUGUUUUACUAAAUAGUAUAGUGCGUUCAAAAAGAAAUUUGACAAAAAUUUUAACGCGCGAACGGAAAAAAAAGAAUCGACCAAAUUUCUGUUCGCUCAUAUUACCGUCGACGAAAUUUAUUUUGAUCAAAUUUCCGGUAACGAUUUAUUGUAUUGUAUUGUCUGCUGAAUUAGGCAUCUAGCCCAAAUGUCUGCUUGAUUGUCUUGUCUUUUAUUUUCAAGCUAAUCAUAUCUUGUUCCCCUAUUUAUUUAGCUUAAAUGAAAUAGAAUAAUAAAAAAAUUUGGAAAAUCAAAAUAUUCCAUUAACUUUAGUAUAUGAUAUCUCAUAGAAGUAGGAAUUGAGGAUUAUUUUUAAAAGUUUAAACAUUCACCCUUAUAUAACACUUUUGAAAACUAUAUUUUAGAUCACAUUGGAUGAUUAUGUGAAUACUAAACACCCCAUCACAAAUCUCUGCACACUGCCUCAGCCAGAAAACUCCACAGACCUUUUGCUUUGUUCUGGCCAUUUUAGUUCAUUGCAUCUUUACAGAGAUGGCCAGGUAAAUAUAAUCUUGUUAAUCCAAUGGUGGCCAACCUUUGUUGGGCAAGGGCGGCAUGGAAAUUCAUUUUUUAUGACAGGAUGCAUGGUAAUAAAUUUUUUAAUAAAUUUAUAAUUAUAGUGAGAUGAUAACCAACAGAUAAUUAGUUUAUGGAGCAGAUAGGGGAGUCUGUUAGUGUGGAAUGAAUUUUUAAUUUUGUAGGGAUUAUUAUUAAAGUCUGAAAAUUUUACUCUGUGAUUUUUAAUUUUCAAAGGCAUAUACCAAUAAUCAUUAACAGUUCCCGGAAGGUCUUGCAGGCCAGAUAAAACAUGUGAACACAUGCAAUAGGUUGCCCACCCCUGGGUUAGUUACUAAUUAAAUUAUAGUUUCUCAUCAUUUGCGCAUUCAUUUUAUUUUAAAUCAUUUCCCAAAUAUUUCUCUUCUUUAUCCUCAUAGUUAAGGUUUCCAAGAGCUGUCUACUGCACAGCUAUCAAAGUUCAAUAUUUUAUGGCAGGUGGUGAAAUUACUUUUUAAACACCGAAUACCGGUAUGAUACUCUGGUUACAAACCUGGAGUGUUUUUAAAAUGUGUUAUCUCCAAUGGUCUGCUGAUUAAUAACCAAAUUAAGGAAGAGUUAAAAUGUUGGUUUUUUUUUUAAGUUUAGUUUUAGGUCAACUGCAUAACAGCCUGCCACACUUGAUUUAAAAACAAAAACCAUCAAUAUUAAAUAAUCCUAUCUGCAUAAGCUCCCUCCACACAAAAACCAAUAAAGUUUGGUGGUAAACAUUAAAAAAUGAAUCUGCUAUCUAAGCCACCACUAAUUUCUUACUAUUGUUUCAGCUUUUGAUGGAAUACCCAACAUCUGACUGGGUUAGCAAUAUAGCCACUGCUGAUAUAGACGAUGAUGGUGCUCUGGAAAUCAUAAUUGGGUGCAUGGACAGGACAGUUCAAGCUUUGAAAAUAUAGGUUUACCAGUUUGUAACAAACCUGGUGAAGGAUGUAAUUUUUGUGUUUUAACAGAAAUGAUGUAUUGUAAAUGAGUCACAGGAGAAUGUUAAUAUCAAUAUUUUAUGUA
This is a messenger RNA of Lymnaea stagnalis (great pond snail), 9442 nucleotides long. The record is from the annotation of a GenBank genome assembly. NCBI's taxonomy places the organism in Eukaryota, Metazoa, Mollusca, Gastropoda, Lymnaeidae.